AUGGAUUGCACCACAAAUUUUGAGAAGACAGCUUCAAAGAGAAAGUUUUUCGAAGGUGAAAGUUCUGGAACAAAGAUUGUAAAGCCAAAGAAACCGAGGAAGAACAAGCCACAAACUGAUCCAAACCCAAAACCUGAUCUACCCGUAGAGGUCAAGAAUUUAAUCAAUGCCCUGGGGGGUUCUGAGCCAAUUUUAGUCAUACAAAAAUCCUUGUUCGCUACAGACGUUAGUAAUCAACAUAACCGGCUAUCGAUACCAAUAAAUAAAAUCGAAGAGGGUUUUCAUCUAGAAGAGGAUGAGAAGAAAGCAUUGGUCCUUCGCAAUGGAAAGAAGUGUGGUGAAAUAUCAGCUAGCUUGGUUGGACGGUCCCCUGAAGAAAUUGAAAUAAAACUGAGGAAGUGGGACAUGAAGAAGAAGCAUAGUGGCACGAAUAAUCCAGUGUACGUUUUGACCCAAUCUUGGAACACGUUUAGGGUUAGUAAUGGAUUGAAAGCAGGAAUGGUUGUGCAGGUUUGGUCAUUCCUAGUUAAUUCAAGGCGAUGGUUUGUUGUUGUUAACAAUGGCGAAGAAGAUUAA
This is a messenger RNA of Ilex paraguariensis (yerba mate), 576 nucleotides long. Lineage: Eukaryota; Viridiplantae; Streptophyta; Magnoliopsida; Aquifoliales; Aquifoliaceae. The record is from the annotation of a GenBank genome assembly.